Otolemur garnettii (small-eared galago) is the source of this 1814-nucleotide messenger RNA. It is a transcript of the gene KMT5A, whose product is annotated as lysine methyltransferase 5A. The record is from RefSeq and is a predicted model, not a curated record. Gene Ontology annotation, molecular function: protein binding; histone H4K20 methyltransferase activity. The coding region runs from base 5 to 973 and encodes 322 amino acids. The transcript is spliced from 7 exons. Lineage: Eukaryota; Metazoa; Chordata; Mammalia; Primates; Galagidae.
GGAGAUGGUGGAGCGGAGGGGCCCGGGGAGGCCCCGCACCGACGGGGAGAACGUAUUUACUGGGCAAUCAAAGAUCUAUUCCUACAUGAGUCCGAACAAAUGCUCUGGAGUGCGUUCCCCGCUUCAGGAAGAGAACUCAGUUGCACAUCACGAUGUCAAAUGCCAGGGGAAACCAUUAGCUGGAAUCUACAGGCGACGAGAAGAGAAAAGAAAUCCUGGAAAUGCAAUACGGAAUACCAUGAAGUCUGAAGAACAGAAGAUCAAAGAGGUCAGGAGAGGUCCCCUGGCACCUUUUCCAAACCAAAAGUCUGAAGCAGCAGAGCCUCCAAAAACUCCAACCUCGUCUUGUGAGUCUACCAAUGCAGCAGUUGCCAAGCAAGCUCUGAAAAAGUCCAUCAAGGGCAAACCGACCCCUCGGAAAAAAACUCAAGGAAAAACACAACAGAAUCGCAAACUCACAGAUUUCUACCCUGUCCGAAGGAGCUCCAGGAAGAGCAAAGCUGAGCUGCAGUCAGAAGAAAGGAAAAGAAUAGAUGAAUUGAUUGAAAGUGGGAAAGAAGAAGGCAUGAAGAUUGACCUCAUUGAUGGCAAAGGCAGGGGUGUGAUAGCCACCAAGCAGUUCUCCCGGGGCGACUUUGUGGUGGAAUACCACGGGGACCUCAUCGAGAUCACUGAUGCCAAGAAGCGGGAGGCUCUGUAUGCGCAAGACCCCUCCACAGGCUGUUACAUGUACUAUUUCCAGUAUCUGAGCAAAACCUACUGUGUGGAUGCAACUAGAGAGACAAACCGCCUGGGAAGGCUGAUUAAUCACAGCAAAUGUGGGAAUUGCCAAACCAAACUGCAUGACAUCGACGGCGUACCUCACCUCAUCCUCAUUGCCUCCCGAGACAUCGAGGCUGGGGAGGAGCUCUUGUAUGACUAUGGCGACCGCAGCAAGGCUUCCAUCGAAGCCUACCCGUGGCUGAAGCAUUAGCUGGCUGGCCCGUCGCCCUCCUUGCCUCACCCCUUCUUCUUCAAAGGACAAAGUGCCCUCAAAGGGAAUUGAUUUUUUUUUUACACACUUAAUCUUAGCAGAUGACUUCAGAUGUUUUUAAAAAGUAUAUUAAGAUGCCUUUUCACUGUAGUAUUUAAAUAUCUGUUACAGGUUUCCAAGGUGGACUUGAACAGAUGGCCUUAUAUUACCAAAACUUUUAUAUUCUAGUUGUUUUUGUACUUUUUUUGCAUACAAGUCGAACGUUUGUGCUUCCCGUGCGUGCAGUCAAAGACUCAGCACAGGUUUUAGAGGAAAGAGUCAAACAUGAACUAGGAAGCUGGGCAAGUCUCCUGCCUCCAGUGGAAGAGCUGGGACUUUGUCCCCACACUCCCAACGUCUAGGGACGGGGUGGGUGUGAGGAAGACGCUGCCUCCCGAAGCCUGGACGAGAUGUUUUCAAGCUCUUGUUCUCCUGAUAUCUCGUCAGGCACACAUUGAAGUGUAUGAAUAUUUUUUAAAAAGGUUUCACAGUAAGCUAGUCUUCCCCUCUGCUUUCUUGAAAGCUUACUGACCCCAUGGCCUGGGAGCACGGGCCAGGCAUAGAUUUACUCUUCCAGAGGCUGCCGCUUUUCUGGGCACCUUGAAGCAUCAGGGCAGGAAAUCAAACCAGAUGUGGGCAGGGAAAGCAUUGCUUACCUACCUUGCCAGGGCAGGGUUUCCUGAAACUGGGUUAAUUCUUUAUAGAAAUGUGAACACUGAAUUUAUUUUAAAAAAAUAAUAAUAAAAAAAUCAAAAAGAAACCAAAAAAAUUUAAAAAAGAAAAAAAAAACCACAGAAAACAA